Molecule: messenger RNA, 837 nt
Organism: Drechmeria coniospora
Lineage: Eukaryota; Fungi; Ascomycota; Sordariomycetes; Hypocreales; Ophiocordycipitaceae
Product: Isoprenylcysteine carboxyl methyltransferase
Exons: 1
Coding region: 1-837 (278 amino acids)
Biological process (GO): C-terminal protein methylation
Cellular component (GO): endoplasmic reticulum; membrane
Molecular function (GO): protein C-terminal S-isoprenylcysteine carboxyl O-methyltransferase activity
Source: RefSeq, a predicted model, not a curated record
AUGGACCCCGCAGCGCCUCAUCCCCGCGAUCGGAUGAUGGCAUGGGAGCCUGCGUCCAACCGACUCCCCCUUGAGGACAGGGAUGAAGUGCGGCUCGACGGUGAAGGACAAGAGUCGCCACUGAAGCCCUUCUUCGCCGGCCAACCAAAGUCCCUCGCCGGCAUCGCCCUUCGCGCCUUCUGCCUCGGCAUGGCAGCCGCGACAGCAGCAGUGGCAACGGUCGGCAUUCUGCUCUACACCUCGAGCCCCAUCUGGCGCGCGUCCUUCUUCGUCCUCGCCCUCGCGCUCUUCCACUUUCUCGAGUUCUGGACGACGGCGGAGAGGAAUACGCUCGUCGCGAGCAUCGACAGCUUCCUUCUCACCGCCAACUGGCCCUCCUACGCCGUCGCCCACACGGCCGCCUUCCUCGAAUGCCUUCUCGUGAGCCUGCUGUUUCCCCACCGUUCCUGGGCGCCCUUCCGCUCCGGACCCGUGUUCCUCGCCGUCGGCCUCACCAUGGUGGUCGUCGGCCAGGUGGUCCGCUCGGUGGCCAUGCUCGAGGCCGGCGCGAGCUUCAACCACCACGUGCAAACCAGAAAGUCCGACUCCCACACGCUCGUCACGACCGGCAUCUACGGCUUCCUGAGACACCCCAGCUACUUUGGAUUCUUCUAUUGGGGUCUCGGGACGCAGCUCGUGCUGGGAAACACGGUGUGCUUCUUCGCCUACGCCGCAGUCCUCUGGGUCUUCUUCAGCCGCAGGAUCAGGGUGGAGGAGAGGAAGCUAGUGGAAUUUUUCCGAGCCGACUACGUCAAGUAUCGCCGACGGGUAGGCACGAAGAUACCGCUGAUACCGUAA